Messenger RNA from Manduca sexta (tobacco hornworm), 3033 nucleotides. RefSeq lists its product as uncharacterized. The transcript has 8 exons. Gene Ontology annotation, cellular component: plasma membrane. The record is from RefSeq and is a predicted model, not a curated record. Lineage: Eukaryota; Metazoa; Arthropoda; Insecta; Lepidoptera; Sphingidae. The annotation marks the transcript as partial. Gene Ontology annotation, molecular function: protein binding.
GGCGCGGCGGCCUGGCUCGCGGCGCUGGUGGCGGUGGGCGCGUGGCGUGGCGCCGCCGGCGGGUGCGGCGUGGCGGAGUUCGCAUGCCGCAGCGGCGCGUGCGUGCGUCUCGAUGCGUACUGCGACGGUGCUGCGCAGUGCGCGGACGGCAGCGACGAACCGGCGCCGUGCACGCCCUGCAACCGCACCUACUACGGGCGCGCUGGCGUCGCGUACGCGCUGGCGGUGCGCGGUGGCGCGCGCGCUCCCUUCUUGUGCCACCUGACGUUUACGGCGGGCGGCGGCGCGCACGGUGACCUGGUGCAGCUCGCGUUCGACGAGUUCCGUGUGGGACGGUACGAGCCGUCCGCGCUUGACGGAUGUCCGGACGGGUACAUGCAGCUGUCGGAGCUGGGGCGGCCGUUCACGGGUGGCUCGUGGUGCGGCGAGGCGGAUGGCGCCGCGCUCUACUACAGCGAGACUGCCACCGUCACCGUGUCCGUGAAGCUGUUCCGUGUGCGACUCGGCGAGCCGUUUGGGUUUCGGCUGCGGUACAAGUUCCUGUCACAGCGCGAGGCGGUGGUGCGGUUCGGUGCGCUGGAGGCACCGCUGGAGCGCGGCGCGGUGUCUCCUGGCACUUACUGCACACGCACCUAUGAGGACUGUCACCGCAAGGCUUGCCGCCUGCAGAGUCCCAACUACCCCGGCAUGUAUCCUAGGAAUGUGACUUGUUACUGGAGCCUCCGACAGAAAGCCAUCCCCACAUGCAAGCACGCUAUGAUAUCAGUACGGCAAGAAUAUGCACACAAGAUGCAGAUCAAGCGAUCCAUAUCCAUGGCCAGUCUCAACAAGACCGGGCGGGCGGUGCGCGCCUGGCGCGAGUGCACCGGGGAGCGCGACCGACUGAUCUUCUACGACGGCGCCAGCACCGAUGAUCCCGUGCUGGUGGAGUACUGCGGCGGGGACUGGCUGCCGCGCGUCACCUCCCGCGGGCCUGAGAUGCUGGUCGCGUUCCACUCGUCGCCGUUUAGCGCGCCGCUACGCCCCGCCGCGCCGGCCGCUCCGUUGCGCGGCUUCGAACUAGACGUUGACGUAGUGUUCGCCGACUCCGACUCUCUCGACUACGCUAGGGAGGCGAGGCGCUGCGAGUUUCAUGUGAAGGCGUCUUCGUCUGAAGACGAGACGAAUUCGACAACUGCAGCGGGCGGGCGCGGGCGGCGCGGUCGGCUUCGCGCGCCGGCACACACUCUGCCACCGAACACGACGUGCACCUGGACCUUCCACGGUCGACCAGGUGAUCUCGUGUGGAUAUACUUCUCGAGCUUCACGCAAUACUCCCUGGUGGAGCCGCGACGCGUUGAGAGUGCUGAACGUGAGGAAGAUAGCGGAGCAGGGGCCAUUGCGACUCGUGCGACUAGCGGCGACGUGGCGCCAGGCGCCUGCGCCGUGGAGCUGCGCGUGUGGGACGGUGGCGGGGAGGGCGAGCCGGGCGCGCGGGCGUUGGGGCGCUACUGCGACGCCGCGCCCGCGCUGUGUGCUCGCGCUGCUCUCGCCAACGCCACGCGCUCACCGCGCCCGUGCGCGCCGCCCGACGGUUAUGUGUCCGCAGCAUCGUUACUGGCGCUGGCGGUCACCUCGCGGCCCGGCACCGCUACGCACCCUCUGGCGUUUGCGUUACAUUAUGAGUUUGUGGAUGCUCGGCUAGAGGGUUCCGCGCUACAGGAUGACGGCGUGGGAACGCGUGCGGCGCCAGCGGAAUGCGCUCGGCGGCUGAGCGUGCCGGGAGAAUUUGCAUCGCCGCGGAAUGCCUUGUGGUUUGGCCGCGGCGGAGCGCGGCGAAUACGCUGUGUAUACCGGUUGGAGGCGGAAGGCGCCCGUGUGCUGUUGGAGCUACACACGGCGACGUUCGGCCGCGAGCCGCGCUGCUCCACGCGCGCGGAUCCGCUCACCGGGCGACCCGCGUGCGUGCCCGAGCCAACUGAGCCACGAUCGCCCGAUGCUGAAGAAGACGACGACACUCCCGCUGACUUCGAUGGUGACGACGACGCUCCCUUACGUGUCCCUCACUUGAAGAUGUAUGAAACGCCGUGGCCUGGCUACAGGGUGCCGAUAGCGUGCAUCUGCGACAAUGGCAGCACGCCGCUGCGGCUGGAGGUGAGCGGCGGCGCACUAGAACUAGAGCUUGUGGCACGCGCAUUGUUACCUGCCGAGGAUCAUAGGCACGUACAGUUUCGCGGCGCAUGGUCGCGCACGCAGGCGCCACACUGCGCCGUCCGCCGGCGGUUGCCGCCGCCCGGCGCGCGACUUCAUCUCGUCUACCCAUACAGCGGUAACAGGAUAUCUGAGUGUGGUGAAACACCUUUCUUGCUGGCGGCGCGCGGCAACCGGUCUGUAUUCCUGCGCGUGUGGGGUGAGGAAUUGCCGCAACCAGCGCCGGGCGCCGACCCACCGCCGUGCCACACCACCAAUCGUGUGCUUGUAUACGACGCACAUUCCGCGCGGUUGGUGCGUGCGAUCUGCCCGGGCGGUGACAGUCGGACCGUGCACGUAUUCACGGAGGAAUGGUGGGGCCGUGGCGGGAGCCGGUCCGGGCGUGGAGCAGCUCUGCUGGUGGUGUGGGCAGCUCGCGAAGUGGGUACCGCGCGGCUGGCCUGGAUGGAAGUGUGGCGCGCCGGACCGCCUGCCACUCCGGGCGGCGCGUGGCCCAACGCGAGCGCGGCGUGUGCACACCCGUGCGCCGCGUUGGGCGCAUGUAUGGCGGGCGCGCUGUGGUGCGACGGCGCGGCGGACUGUCCCGGCGGCGGCGAUGAGCAGGGCGCGUGCGGUGCGGGCGCGCGGCUGUUGGCGGCGCUGGGUGCGGGAGGCGCGGCUGGCGCGGCGGCGGCGGCGGCUUGCAGCGGGGCCGCGCUGCUCGUGCUGGUGGCGCUGGGGGUGCGGCGGCGGCGACGCGCCGGCGCCGACAAGCGGUUGUUGGGCGCGCUGGCGGCGGGCCGGCGUCUCACCGAGGAACUGCUGUACGACGCGUCGCGCGCCUCCUCGGCCGCAUCUUCCUGA